AUGCCUUGGGGAAAGAAGAGGAAGCUCUGUGCCCACAAGAAACGUCGCCAGGCCCAAGCCCCCAAUGAGAGGUCACGUAGAGACCCUCUAACCAGGAGGGUGACCAUGUUGUCACAAUUCCUGCUGUCCAAGUAUGAAAAGCAGGAGCGCAUUAUGAAGGGAAAAAUGAUGAAGAUCAUUAACAAAAGGUACAAGGAGCAGUUCCCCGAGAUCCUGAGGGGAUCUUCUGAGCACAUAGAGAUGGUCUUUGGCCUUGACGUGAAGGAAGUCGAUUCCAAAGGUCAAUCCUAUUCCCUUGUCAGCAAAUUGGAGAUCACCGAGGAAGAGAAUCUGAAUGGUGGCAGGGGGUUUCCCAAGAAGGGGCUCCUGAUGCCUCUCCUGGCCAUGAUCUCCAUGAAUGGCAACCGUGCCACCGAGGAGGAGAUGUGGGAAUUCCUGAAUAUGGUGGGGAUGUACGAUGGCAAGACGCACUUCAUCUUUGGGGAGCCCCGGAAGCUCAUCACCAAAGAUUUGGUGCAGGCAAAGUACCUGGAGUACCGGCAGGUGCCAAACAGUGAUCCACCAUGCUACCAAUUCCUGUGGGGUCCCAGAGCCCAAGCCAAAGCCAGCAAGACAAAAGUCCUAGAGUUUUUGGCCAAGGGCAACAACACAUGUUCCAGUGCCUUCCAACCCCUGUAUGAAGAAACUUGUAGAGAUGAGGAAAAGAGAGCCACAGGCAGAGAAUGUGCCAGGGCUGGUCCUAAUGCCAGUGCCAGGGCUAGUGUCAGGGUGAGUCCAGCCGGUCAUCCCAUCCCUAGUGACAUCUGAAGCAGAUUCUUCACUUUGUUGUUGAGAAUGGCUGUUAACCUUUUAAGUAGUGGAGGCAACACGGAGCUGGAGGGAG
This is a messenger RNA of Loxodonta africana (African savanna elephant), 883 nucleotides long. Its product is annotated as melanoma-associated antigen B4-like. Gene Ontology annotation, biological process: negative regulation of transcription by RNA polymerase II. The transcript is spliced from 2 exons. Gene Ontology annotation, cellular component: nucleus. Lineage: Eukaryota; Metazoa; Chordata; Mammalia; Proboscidea; Elephantidae. The record is from RefSeq and is a predicted model, not a curated record. Bases 1 to 807 code for a protein of 268 amino acids.